This is a messenger RNA of Amoebophrya sp. A25, 2288 nucleotides long. The record is from the annotation of a GenBank genome assembly. NCBI's taxonomy places the organism in Eukaryota, Dinophyceae, Syndiniales, Amoebophryaceae.
AUGGCGUCUCCGCAAAAGGAAGAAGCGGAGUUGUUAGCUAAGGCUGGGCAGGAAGAAGUAGAAGAUGGCUGUUUGAGCAUCUUACUUUGGAUCAUCAUCAUGUAGAAGAUGUAUUGAAGAGCAGUAGAUGAACCCAUACCUAGCAGGAGUUAUUACAUGAAAAUGCUUAGUGAAGAUUACAAUUGCCUAUACUCUUAGCUCCACAACUACCGCUAAAUCAAAGGCACAACUAGCACAACGGUCAGGGGAGCUAGCACCUACACCCGCGCUGGACACCAGGCCCCGAGACACAUCGAGUGGUCCCCAAGCGGUCAAAGCACUAGUAGACGAUAAGGUCUCUGGGGCGGACGAGAGCAGCAAGACCUCUAGCUCUGUAGCUGUUCUUUUCGACGCAAGUGUGCAACAACAGCCAUUAGUUACGCUGUGGUACUUUUGGACUCUCCCAGGUUUCAAGCGCUUACGUCGAGCCAUGCGUGCUGGCUUGGGCUUGACUCUGUUGAACCAGCUGACCGGCAUCAACAUUAAGGAGGCUUCUUGUGGAUGAAAACGACUAGGGAAGUUCCUAUCAGCACUGUCAACAUCAACAUGCAGGUAGGUCAACAGUUCGAUGUGUGCAUAGAAUAAACGAACCGCAGUAGAUCAUCGUAGAAAAACCGCAGUAGACAUAGGUCAUUGGAAAACCUCCGCCUCGUCUAACGAUCCUGUGAUGUUGUUCGGUGCGACGGUUGUCCAGGGCAUGGGUUACUCUCUGCACGCAGCGAUCUGGGCGACAGUACUCCUAUGUCUGACACAAGCCGUCGGCGUGUUUAUCGCAGUCUGGCAAAUCGAUGGUGCUGGCGGCCGCCGCUUUGUGGCCCUGAGGUCUUGCGCAUUAAUGUGUCUCUCUUUAGUCCUUCUUAGCGCGUCGGCGUCGACAACUGCUACAUCAUUCACGAGCAGUGACCAAGACAAAGGCAAAUUCAACAUCCAAAGCCUCGCGAUGCCAGCGUUGUUGUUGUAUCUUUUUGCCUUCGGCGUUGGGCUAUCACCUCUUUGCUGGGUCUACAACGUGGAAGUGUACCCGACCUCAGCGCGCAACCUAUGCUCCGACCAAGCUUUCCUGUUGAAUAUUGCAUGCACGAGUUUGGUCAGUAGCAGUUUUCUGCCGAUGAAAAAUGCGAUAGUUAAGGCUCGUUUGUUCCUUUCUCACUGAAUUUGAUCAUAGUUCUUGUACAUCGAUCUGCGUUUUCUACAUCCCCACUUUCUUAGCUGUCCCGCAAUUAAGCUCCUGUCCGACAGGUAACGCAAAACGAAACUGCUUCGAGAUGGUGCAUCUGCAUCCCACGAUGGGUAACAUUGAGCAGCUCUAAGACACGACUCGGCGGCGUCUUUGCCAUGUUCGGCGCCGUUGCUGCGAUUGGUGGCAUUUUCGUCUACCUCUAUUUGGACGAGACGGCGGGAAAAACGCUAGAGGAAUUGGAACAAGAAGUUCUACGCAGCACCUCAACGUCAAACGCUGCAUCCGGUGAAGAGAACGAAGCACUUUUGCAACAGUACUCCUUUUCUGGUAAGCGAAAAUGAAAAAGAAUAUGUACUGUCGUCAACUACCACGACCAAUUCGGCGAAACGGAAAUGAAAGAGUGCUGCGAUGGUACUGUCGUCGACUACAACCAAUUCGCUGAAACAGAACUGAAUGCUGCAACAUCGCACUCGGAAAUGCAUGCAGUAAUAAGUUGCUACAACAUCAGCUCAAUCACAGUGAUGCACAGAAAAAAUACAAUAGGAAUAUUAGAGAUAUUGUACUUGUAGUUGUUCAUUUUCAUGAUAAAUACUUCUUGUGACGACCUCACUGAGGACGUCCUCCACCUCCACACAAAGAGAAACUCAAAGAACUACACAGUUCCCUUUGUCAUUAGAAUCUGACGCUUUCACUUUUACAGCACUCUGAUCAUAUUGUAUUAUUAUUUUCGUUCUCGAUCACGGUCAUUGUCAUUCGCUGUUUAUUUGCGAUAAUUGAAUCGCGCCGGACUUCAAGACUUGGUUAGUUUUUUACUUUACUUGGUCUUGUUGAGUAAGUAUCUAUAAGUAGGAUGACAGAAUCUUAUGAAUGUCACAAUCGCAUUACGACGUUGUGCAUAGCUUGAGGCAUCUUCUGAGGAGGCGAGGAUCUUUGAACGAAGGUCUGAAGCAGCUCGAGAAUUGACAUUUUUGUUGUCUGGCAGUAGAGUCGGAGACUUGUCGCAUUGCCGGGUGAAGUCUUGCAAUCCAAAUUCAAGGAACUGCAACACCAACGAAUUUCCUAUGUGCAC